AUGAAAGCGGGUAAUUACAGCUGGACGGGAAUAUUGAAAGUAGUGCUGACAAGUGUGGUUCUGCUUAUUAUCCUCAAACUUCAAUGGAAUUCUUUCAAAGACGGAAGGGUUAAGAAGAAGCUUUUGGAAUCGAGAUUUAUACAGAAGUGUGAUCCAGAUGAUGCGGUAAGCCUGUCUUCUAAAAUUUCUGAAGACGUCAUCAUGUUCAGAUUUGCAAGCACUGUCCAUUCUUCCAAGAACGAAUCCAUAAAAUGUUUGAUUGUGUCAGGGAUCGGCUGACCAAAGCACUGAGCUCGGAUGACCUCGGAACAUUUGAUGAUGCUAUUCUGGCGGCCCCAAAAUACUGUAACAUGGAUUGGCUGAGAGAACAACGGACGGUUCAGCUGAUUUCCCUCGGAAAGACUAUGUUAUCUUUGACUCCAUCCAAUCUGAAUGCUCCAAUGACAGCAUUAGUUAUUGGACAUGACCGAACAUUCCUCUUAGAGAGGCAGUUGGCUUUGAAUAUCAGUUCCGUCAAGUAUUACGGAGUCAAUUUUGGCUCAGACAAGGUCAAGGAAGACUUUGUGGAUACAUUAAAUGGGACUGUCCUUCCAGAUGAGAUCAAUACAAUCCCCGAAAAGAUUGGUGAGUGAUAUUGUUUAGAACCAGGAUUUGGAAUCCAUAAAGUAAUAAAAAAUGAAUCCUCUUUAUUAUUCAGCUAUUGCUCUCAGACAAAUUAAUGCGCAUUUUUAGCUUUAGGCCCGUUGAAUAUUCACCUAAGCACUUGCGAUUACUAUGGCCAUCUCUAAUCGGAUGUCUUCAUUUUAAGGGACUUUAGGAUUCUCUGAAAAUAAAUGAAUAAAUGAUAGAACCCUGCUGUAGCUCUUAAAUACCAAAAGCAUGAAAAGAGCACGUUCCCAUCUCCCAUAUUAACUUUCAAUAUUAAUAAUAACAUUAAUCCGCCGAGAAAGGGGGACCUCAAAGUGACUGAGAUUACACUAUUCAACCUUACUAUUAGACCUUGCAGAAAGGAAUUCGAAUAUCUAACAUAAUAUAUGUUUUGGGUGUUAUCCAAAACCAUUUCAGAGUCCGAAGGAACAAUCGCCGACCAAUUCUUCCAGCGAUUCUUCCCGACUCGACCAGUUGACGUGGUCUUCCUAAAUUCCCAAUCAUCUCAUUUAUUCAUCAAUCAAUUGUUAGGUCAAGGGACCCAUGGUUUGGCUAUCCCAAUCUGCCAACUCAACUUUAGAUUGCCAUUACCGAAGUCCGUAUCGGAUAUGAAAGCAUUUACAAGAUGGCUGAAGGAUCUGGCAGUGUCAUUUAGGCCUAAAUUCACUCAAUUUAUACUCGGUCAUACAGCAAUCUCUGAGAGGAAGGGUCAGAAAUCGUUGCAAGCGUAUGUUGUAAACGUCGGGCAUCCUAUUUGCGUGGCCAGGUUCCUACAAAAAAGAGAAUGCCGCGCUUUAAUUGCUACUGAAUUCGACGAAUAA
Molecule: messenger RNA, 1469 nt
Organism: Bursaphelenchus xylophilus (pine wood nematode)
Lineage: Eukaryota; Metazoa; Nematoda; Chromadorea; Rhabditida; Aphelenchoididae
Source: the annotation of a GenBank genome assembly